AAUUCUACUGGGGCCCCUUGAAACCGCCCGUGGGUUCCAUGUUUGUAUCAGAAAUUGAGCAGAGGAACUCCAUGUUGUAACAAAGUUUCCAGCAAUCUCCCCUUUUUUGUUUUUCCCCCUUUUUUUUCUCUCCCCAUUUCUCUGUUGUGGUUCCCCCCUCCCUCUCCCAUGCCCCCGGCCCCUCUCCAUUCCCCUUUUUUCUCCCUCAUUCCUCCAUCCAACAACCCCCAGCCCAGAGGAAGGAAGAAGUGAAAGGGAAUAAGCCGAGCUGUGGGGAGGUGUGAUGGACAAUCCGUCCAUAUUCACCCAGGUCAGCCGAGAAGAUGUGAACAACCCCCUGCAAGAGAAAGGUGCUCAGAGCCCCACCUCUUCGAAGAAGCCUCGGAACCGCAGCAUCUUCCACUCCCUGUUCUGCUGCCUGUGCCAUGAGGAUUCUGAGCCCCUUCCCGUCAAUAACAACGCCCCCCUCCUGGUGGAGGAAAAUGGGUCGGUCCCCAAGUCGUCUGUUAAAUACCUUCUCCCAGAGGUAAAAGCGCAGGACGCUGGCAAAAUCUGUGUGGUCAUCGACUUAGAUGAGACCCUGGUUCAUAGCUCAUUCAAGCCGGUCAACAAUGCAGAUUUUAUCAUUCCCGUGGAGAUCGAAGGAACGGUUCAUCAGGUGUACGUAUUAAAGAGGCCGCACGUGGACGAGUUUCUCCGGCGCAUGGGAGAGAUGUUUGAGUGCGUCCUGUUCACUGCAAGUCUCGCCAAGUACGCUGAUCCGGUGGCCGAUCUGUUGGACAAAUGGGGAGCGUUCCGUUCUCGGCUCUUCCGCGAGUCGUGCGCCUUCCAUCGAGGGAACUAUGUGAAAGACCUGAGCCGGCUGGGGAGGGACCUCAAUAAGCUCAUUAUCAUCGACAACUCUCCGGCCUCCUACAUUUUCCAUCCAGAUAAUGCGGUGCCGGUGGCUUCGUGGUUUGACGACAUGACAGACACGGAGCUUCUAGACCUCCUUCCCUUCUUCGAGAGAAUCAGCCGAAUGGACGAUGUGUACAGCGUUCUAAAGCAGCACCGGAGUGCCAGCUAGUGACUCAGAGGGGGGUGGGUAGCGGUGGGUGGGCUUGCGUGUGAGUACACUCUGACUUAUGCAUGGCUAAAGGGCAGGAGGGGGACCCCCACCUUCACCAGCUGUUAUGGGUGGGGUGGGACGUGGCCUUUCCAGUCGGCUCUCCUGCACCCUACGUGGCCUCCUUAUGGUGCGACCCAACAGCACCGGUAGGUUUAGCAGAUUAGAUCUUGGUGAUUGAUAUCAUAUUCAUAUUCUGCAAUAACUUUUUUUUUUUAAAAAUCUGUUUUGCAUUCUAAGUUUCUGUAAGUAAAGGGGAAGUAAAUCCUCCUGUUCUGUAGGUUCUGACAAACAAGAUUAACACAUAGGCGUUUCCGUCACUUAUAUUCCCCUCACCGCCACUUUUAGUCAGUGUCAGAAUAAUAUCAGUUGCCUAUUCUCCUUCUUACUAAGCCACUUGCUGUGUCUGCAUGGCCGUGUAGGUCCCUGUCCUGCCUCGGGCACGUGGGAUCUGCAUGGAGGGCCGCAAUGCGACUCCCCAGGUUCUACUAAAGUAUUACUAUAGGCUAGGCAUUGCCAUAAAUGAUUGCUCCAGUAUUCAGUAUAAGGGUAUGUUCUAGAGAUCAAGUACUAAUGUGCUAGUUUAGGAAGCAUCAGAUUUAGGGUGACCGGUAUGAUCUAUAGACACGAGUAGUAGGGACACCCCUGGGUGUUACGGGGCCCCCAGGUCAGCAGCGAAUGUUCCCACAUGUGCGGGUCACAGUUGGGUUUGUUUGUCCUAGAAGGGCAACCCUAGUGCUGGGACGUUGGCAGAGGAAACAUGCAGUUAUAAAGGUCUUGUCAGUAGGGGGCAGCAGAAAAGUUAGUUAUGAGAAAUGCAUGCAGCCAGGUUAUUAUAUCUGCUCCUCCCAUAGGCACCGGGGGUAGAACUGUAACUAAGGGGACUCGCUGAGAAUCCCGAGUGGCUAGAUGCCCUCACACUUGCCCAAGGACUGUACCAUUAAAUAUGUUUCUAGGGGGGGGCAAACAGGUUUUAGUGUACAGUGGCACCAGUAGGGCAAGAAGCAAACACUGGGGUAAAUGGCAGUAGCAGGGCAACUGGAGGUAACAAUUACACUUUCUGUCAGUGCUGUUCUUUUAGUUGUUGAAGUGCAGCGCUCAGCACCCAUGGGUGCCCAAGGGUGAUUUGUUUGAUGCUUCCACUGUUUUGCAUUUGUCCCUACCUUGAAUUCAGACGGUCCCGGUGCCAUUUCUUUUUAUGUUUUCCCACCAUGGGGUGAGGGGGGGGGGGCUUAUUAGGGACCAUGGGACGCUGCAGCGGUGGUGGGCGGUUAGGGGUCUUGUUUGCUUUAUAUCUUGGCUUUUUUAACAUUGUGUUCUUAAUAAUAAUCCCAGUGCAGCUUGGUUCAGUGUCCCUUCGAGGUAGUAGGUGUAACUGAUGGGGCAAAUGUUUAGGCAGCAGUAGUGGUGGUGAAUGGCAUUGUAAAGGGCAAAUCCACUUGGGAUGAAACUGCUUGGAACCCUCCCCUGGGUAAGUAAAUGCACCUCCCCCUAAUACACAGCUCUGAUCUUCUGCUUCUUGCUCGUGGGCUGCUCUCUUUCCCAUUGUCAAGCCGCAGAAGCAGCAGAUGGAUUUAGCUGCCAAGGCUCUGGGAAGCCGCUUUACACUGCCCAAAGAGAGUGAUAAAACAGGGGAACCCCCGAGACUGGCUUCUUUGGUGGGACCAAGCCCCUCCUCCCUGCAUGACAAAGGGAAAGAGAGCAGCCCAGGAACAGGAAGUACAGAGAAUCGGGGUUUAGUUACCCAAUGGAUCGCUGCAAGAAGUAACAGGCCCAGGUUUAAGCCCAUUUGCAGUUUUUAAACUACAAUUCCCUGACAGCCGAAGGAGCAAGGCGUUUGGUUAUCCCUGGUUUAACCAAAUGGCUCUGUAGUUGCAGGCAGAUGAUUGGCCCAUAAAGUGCCUUUAUUAUAUUCAUUAUAACUCAUGGCCCAGUCUCCUAGCCCCUGGGCACCCCACAAGCAGACGAGUGCCUUUCCGUGGUUUAUAUCAGGACCUAGUUUGUGCCUUGUCACCCGUCCCCAUAUCUGCAGUAGCGACAGAUACACGGGAUGGGACGUUACACCCUUCACCCCCUCCCAUACUGGUGCACUAGGGGUUAAACCUGGUAACGAUUCAGCAGUGCCUUUUUGGGAUGCCGGGUAAUUGAGAGGAAAAUUAGCAAUGUGGUUAAUGAAUGAGUCUCUAUAGCUGCUCCUGGAGUACAGCGCACAGCCGGCAGAGAGAUGUAGUUCAGCAGCAACUGUACAUUUGCUCAGACUCCUGUUACUCUGUUUAGUGUUGGAGUUUAUAGCUUAAACCACCCUUUGCUUCUAUGGGGAAAAUAUUUUGUAAGUAAAGGACCAGUAAUGCCAUUUACUUGUAAAUGUUAUACAAUUCUCUGUUGAAUCAGUGUGUAUUUUAUCUGUUAACUUCCCCUUUAAAUUGAUAUUGGGACGAUAAGGAUACCUAUCAAGCCCCUGGGAGUGUGUUCCCUUGGUGUGUGCUGUGCCGGAGUGACUUUGGGGUGCAUAUUCCAUAGAUCUCCAUGUAUUCCAGACCCAAAUCCAGCGGAACCCUAGAUCAGAGGGGGCUUAUAAGGACCCCCGGGCCUCACCCCCUGCUCCAAUAUGUGUAUAUAGAUUCUGCACUCUUUAUUAUAAUCCAAGGCAAAGUUUAGUAUUUAAGGGUUUAUGGGAGCACCUAGCACCUAAGGAAUCUCUCCUAAUACUUGACCUGCACUGCGUAGUGUCCCCCACCAGGGGGGAGUAGUGAGCUGACAGAGAGAAGUGCACCUCCUUGUUUAUUGGUAGUUAGACACCGCUCUAUAAAUAUGUAUAUCUGUAUAUAUGAUUUUUAGAGAGAUAUAAAAGAAUUGACACGUAAUAACCUUGCUGGGGAGGCUUUUAUAUUGUACGGUUUCUAUGUAGACACUCAGGCUUCAUUGCUCGUUCCCCCGGGGAUCAGGCUUUGUCUAUAGGGGAAUGGGGGUGGUGCUGUUCAGUGCUUUACUGAGGAUUAUGGGAUGUCCAGUAAGAAUUCUAACUAGAUUUCAGUAUUUUUUUUUUUAAUUUCCUGCCAUACUGCUGAAUAUAUCAAUUAUAAAUCAUCUAUUUCUGUGACCCUUACAGCUGGCAUUCUCUUUCUCACGGGAUUAAAGGGGAAGUAUUACAUAAAGCAAUAGAUCAGCGGUGGGGCUACAAGCUCUGUGCCCCCCCUUGUUUAACUUAACCUGCUGUACCAAUAACCUCCAUCAGAGGGCGCCAUGUUGAUUUUUAUCACCAGCCUUCCAGGGUAUGUCAAGCUCACAGCCAACUGCAACUCCCACCAGCUUUUCUGAACAACUCCCAGCAUGCAGCUGGCUGUGGCCCUUGGAUGAUGGCAAUCUUAGGGACUAAGAUCCCUGCCUUAAACUGACAGUUAGCAAUGGGAGAGAGUGAGGGUUUGUGCUAUAUUUAUAUAUAUUUACCAUUAUGUGCUGCUAAAGAGAUGUUGAGCUCUGCCUAAUAGUGAAAAAGCAGCUAGGGGGCGGUAUUAUGGAUAAUGUGCCUUGAGUAAAUGGAUUGUGGGUGACUAUUAUUAACAAAUGUUUUAUUUAUAAAGCGCAGACAUAUUCCGCAGCGCUGUACAAUAGAAUAGCUUCGCGUGGAAGCGGCUGCAGUGCAGUUCAACGUCGGCAUCUGAAAUACUAACCCUUUAUGUGCCGCUUGACUUUCCUAAGGAGCAAGUGUCGACGUGCCCGUCACAUAUAGGUGCCUCAUUUCUAUCGCUGGGGGAGUUAUAUAUUGUAGGGGGGCAUUUUUAUUCCAAAUGUAUAUAUAUACCUAGAAACGUAUACAAUGACCCGCUUCCCAGCCCUAAUUACCCAUAAAGCCCUAAGCUAAAGGGUGCACAGCCCAGUUUUUAUUGGUAUAGUGUGGCCUUUAAUAAUGAAACUGACACACACUGUCCCCCCAGUAACUGCCCCUUCUUCAUCUUGUUUAGUAGGGGAAUAUAUAUAUAUAUAUGUAUGUAUGUAUAUGUGUAUAUAUAUAUAUAUAUAUAUAGUCACUGAUUUUAUACAUCAGUGGUGUAGAAGAGGGUGGGGCUAAAACCAAGCUGUAGCCAAUGGGAGAAGGUUCACAGUGUUAGACCAAAUCUGUAUCCAAUCAGGACUUUCAUAAGGUUAAACCAGCCUGUAGCCAAUCAGGUAUCAGAACAUUCACGUCUCAAAAAUGAGCAGAACCAAUUGCAGUUGGGGGGGGUGGGGGGGGCAACAACUUACCCAGAAUUCUCUUUCCCCCCAUUUCUGAGCGGGAAGCCUGCUGUGUGUCUACAUGGGAACCUGCACCAAGGACAAGGGCUGCCAUUAAUCCUAAAGUUAUUUUUUUUAUGAUAUUAUAUAUUUUGUAUUGUAUAUCUGUCUUCUAAAGAGAAUGGCGGGGAGGGAGGGGGGGGCUAAUCCUUUUAACUUCUUUGGGGAGAUUUAAGAAAAAAAAAAAAAGAUAUUUUAAGUGCCUUCUUUUGUGUGAUUUAAACAAGAAAUACUGUAAGGUAAUCCUUCCAAUGACAAAAAAACUAAAGGAAAAGCAAAGCUCG
Molecule: messenger RNA, 5661 nt
Organism: Xenopus tropicalis (tropical clawed frog)
Lineage: Eukaryota; Metazoa; Chordata; Amphibia; Anura; Pipidae
Gene: ctdsp1
Product: CTD small phosphatase 1
Exons: 7
Coding region: 284-1066 (260 amino acids)
Biological process (GO): regulation of transcription by RNA polymerase II
Molecular function (GO): phosphatase activity; protein serine/threonine phosphatase activity; RNA polymerase II CTD heptapeptide repeat phosphatase activity
Source: RefSeq, a predicted model, not a curated record